This is a messenger RNA of Eucalyptus grandis, 972 nucleotides long. RefSeq names its product pentatricopeptide repeat-containing protein At3g50420-like. Gene Ontology annotation, biological process: RNA modification. Bases 1 to 972 code for a protein of 323 amino acids. Gene Ontology annotation, molecular function: protein binding; RNA binding. The record is from RefSeq and is a predicted model, not a curated record. The transcript is spliced from 5 exons. Lineage: Eukaryota; Viridiplantae; Streptophyta; Magnoliopsida; Myrtales; Myrtaceae.
AUGGAGGUCGAUCAGACUGGAAACGCGGGAGAGCUAAGACCCGUCGCCGAACAUUUGGCCGGCCGCGGCGACCAGGCGGGGGAUGAAGAGACCCUCUUGAAGCUGGGAAGUUUCGGGGAUCUGGAAUCUGCAGGGAAUGUCUUUCGGUGUAUAGUUGAUAAAGAUGAUGUCAUGUGGAAUUCGAUGAUUUUUGGGAGUUUGAAGAACCAUAGAAUCGGGGACGCUCUCCGCAUAUUCAGCGAGAUGCUUGCAUCUGGUGUUUCUGCAACUCAGUUCACGUAUUCAAUUGUCCUGAAUGCUUGCGCAAAGUUAGAACAUCAUGCCUAUGUUGGAUCAUUGAUGGCCAAGCAAUCGUCUCUGGCACCACCUUUGAUCUGCCUAUGGAGAAUGCCCUGCUUGACAUCUGCCAUUUUUGCAACAGGAACAUUCUUAGUCAAUGACUGUGGGAAGGCUCUUCAUGGUCAAGUCAUUAAAGCGGGAUUUGAAAGUAGCUUCUAUGUCAGAACUAUGCUGAUUUCCGUGUACUUUACAAAUGGAGAAAAUGGUUCUCAAACAAGGAGAGAUGAUACACUCCUUGGCGGUAAAACAGGAUAUGAUGUCGACAUGGCUGUCUACGGCAGUCUAGUUGACAUUUGCUUGGUGAAUGAAGGGAAGAACUUAUGGAAUUGCAUGAGAAGCUUUAACCUUAGGCCAGGCCCUAAGCAUUACUCAUGCAUGGUCAGUUUGCUAAGCCAAGCAGGAUUAUUGGAAGAGGCAGAGGAAAUGAUUAACAAAGCACCAUUCUAUGAUGACCAUUUUGAAUUGUGGAGAACCUUGCUUAGCUCGUCUAUAAAUUAUCAGAAUUUGCGCAUGGGAAUUCGUGCUACUGAGCACGUUCUAAGUUUGGAUGUGGAAGACACUACAACUCACAUCUUGCUCUUUAAUCUUUACGCUGCUGCAGGGAAGUGGGAUGUUGUUGCAGAAACAAGAUGA